Trematosphaeria pertusa is the source of this 1865-nucleotide messenger RNA. RefSeq lists its product as uncharacterized. Gene Ontology annotation, molecular function: RNA polymerase II cis-regulatory region sequence-specific DNA binding; DNA-binding transcription factor activity, RNA polymerase II-specific. The record is from RefSeq and is a predicted model, not a curated record. The transcript is spliced from 2 exons. Gene Ontology annotation, cellular component: nucleus. Bases 1 to 1668 code for a protein of 555 amino acids. Gene Ontology annotation, biological process: regulation of DNA-templated transcription. Lineage: Eukaryota; Fungi; Ascomycota; Dothideomycetes; Pleosporales; Trematosphaeriaceae.
AUGUCAACUACGCGAGGUCGGUCGAUGGACUCGCGAGCGUCAGCGGCUCGAGCGGUGCAGUCCUUUCUCCCCGAUGAAGAGCUCCGCCCGCAUGCGCCCCUCAACCUUCGUUGGCGCGCCGGUAACCCGCUGUUCGCGCAUUACAUUACACUCAUCGAGCGUGUCCGAUGUCUCAAUCCGACUCGCCGACUGCAGCUAGCCCAUGGGCUUACCUUCAAGCUAGGGUGGCCGUCUCACCUCCGCUCGAUCGAGCAGAUUCGCGCCGGAGUGAAGCCAGAGCCCGGCUCACGGUGGAGUCCUGAAGAUAAGCGGCUGCUGCUACUCUUCCGAGUGGAGUUUGAGAUCCCCAAUAAGUUCGUCGCUGCCGUGUUCUUUGAGGGGCGGACUGCGGACGAGUGCGAGAGCCAAUUUACUCGUCUCCUCCAAGAGAUGAACCGCGCUGACAAAGCGCGUGUGAAAGAAGGGAAAGAUUUUCUUUGGUCCGAGGAGCAGAUGGUGAAAGUGGCGCAGACAAAGCAGCAGGGUAAAGGCUGGGAGGAUAUUGCGGAGAUGUUUUCCGGUAGAGACCCGACCCAGUGCAAGUACGCCUACUAUCGGUAUUUGUACAGGCGUCGGGAACUUCCGGAGAGGACAGUGGAAGCUACCCCGAGCGAGGCUUCAACAGCAAAACAGCUUCCAGAAGCCGUUAUACGCAUUAAGGAGCAGACGCCGCCUUCCCAACCACAGACAACCGACGAUUUGAAGAGGUGGGACCAAGAAGACCGGGACCUUGUCUUCAACGCUUCACAGAGUGGCAUGAGCUCCAAGGAGAUCUGGCAGAAGCACUUCUCAAGUCGGACGUUUGGAGCCGUUCGGACGAGGGUGUCUUUCGAGAAGAAGCUUCGAGGCGCGAAAUCCAAGGCCAGCAAAUGGUCGGACGGCGAGCGUAACCUGUUGCUACGGCUGGUGAAUGGCGGGCAUGGAUUCGAGCAGAUCGCCCCGAAGUGGUUUCCGCAUCGCACGGCCGAGAACUGUGAGGCGUACUACAAGUAUUUGAUGAAAGCGAAAGGGCCUACGCUGGCAAGCACGGAGGCGUCUGGAGGCGAGGUGGACGCAGAGGGCGAUGUGGACAUGCAAUCGGAUAUGGACAUAGAGGCUGACAUGACAGCGGCGGAUAAUGACGAUGACGAAGAUUUUUCCCCAGAGGAUCAUUCAGAACCAGCCUCGCCUCCCCACACCACACAAAGAACUGCCAGGCGUCGCCGCUCCUCAGCCACCAACGCAAACCCAUAUUCUGCGGCUCCAAAUGCCGACGACGAAGCCUUCCUCGAAUCCCAGCGCUCCUCCCUCAUCGCCUCCAUCGACGUGGAGGAGUUGUCAGCAGGAGAGAAGACCAAGCUCAAGAAAGCUCUUGACGAAGCCGGCUGGCCGAAACGCUUUACAUCUAUCGCCGACUACCACGCUCCGCCUCCGAAGACAGGAAAAUAUUGGCCCCUGGAGGAUUCGCGUGCGCUCGUAGCCAUGAGGGAGACAUCCGAUUUGAGCUUCCGGAUUAUCGCGGACAAGUUCUAUCCUGGACGGUCGGAGAAAGCCGUUAGGAAUCACUAUGGGACUUUGGAGAGAGGAGGGAGGGAGUCUGAUAUGAGGCGCGGUCGGGCUACGCACACCAGAAUGUUUCGUCCGGUCUAAGUUCAGAUGCUGAAAUCUCCCCGAGUCCAACUUCCAGACUGUUCGUCCAGUCUAGGUACAGAUACCGAGCUACGACUAAGGGACUCGGUCGAAUCAUUUUUGUUGAAGCGUAGGGGUGAAUAGAAAAAUACGUGGCAUCUUCCGCAGCGGAGACUAUCUGGCGGGGUCUUCGGUAUCGGGGAAGUAGCUAGCUUGAG